UCUAGUACUUACUAGUUUCCCUAAGCUUGUUACGGGUGUCACCUGCAGAUCUCAGUUGUUUUAUCAACAGCUGUCGAAACAGCUCGUGGCACUGACUGAAUAGGAGGCCGCUGGCUGGAUCACUUCAUACUUAUAGGACAGGCAUCUCUCCAGCCACCCCAGGACCGAUUGCAGCCCUCAGACCGCCACCUACUUUUUGAACGUUUUCCGGAGAGGGACCCCAACUAUCCCCGCCCCCUUGUCCGGGACGUCUGAGGCCCGACCACACGCUAGCGAAUUACGCAGGGCAACAACAACAUCAACAACAACAUCACGAACAACAGAGAGAAGUACAAUUUGUUGUUUACGCGGAGGCGCAAUCAGCAGCGUGUUGCUGGCUGGAAAGGAGCGAAAGGGAGGAGCAGACGCUGGGCUCUGCACAACUGCAGCGGCGGCAGCACCACCGGCGCCAGCGUUUGUGUACAAAGCCUGCUAAGAGCUUUUGCCCUGCAAGCAGCGGCAUCAGCAGUGAACUACAGCAGCAGCAGCAGCCCCAGCAGCAGCUGCUGUCGUACGUCCCCAGCAUCAUCCCUGGUACCGCCCCAGCAGCAGCAGCAGCCGGGCGGCAACCUGUGUAGCUGAAUCUCUUCUCCCCUCAUCACCCUCAUCACCCUCCUCCUCCUUCAUCCAUUCCUCCCUCCAUCCAUCCACAAUGCUGCUCCGGUUGCGGUCACGUGACGGCCUGGAGCGCAUCCAGGUAGACGACGGCGCCACCCUAGCUGCCCUGAAGGCCGCCAUCCAGGCGCAGCUGGCCAUCCCCGCGGAGGACAUGCACCUCUCCAAACAGCCCGGGCUGUUGACUAGCAAGGAGCCGUACAGCUUCAGAGACAUGGCCAUCAACGAUGCGUCGCUCAAGUCGCUGGGUGUGUCCCACGGCGACAUGGUCUACCUGCUCUACAGCUUCGAGCGCCAAGUGGAGCCAGCCGUGAAGCCGGUUGCCAAGCCCUUCGGCGCGCACAUGACUCUGAGUGACGUGAUGGCCAAGGUGGUGCGCAUCGAGCGGCAGGAGCAGCCGCACGUGCCGGCAGUCAGCUUCGACCGAAACGCGGCGAACGUGUUCCAAUCCUACCUGCAAGGCGCCUUCAACUUCUCCAUCAAGCGCGGCGGGCUGCUGUACGGCUAUGUGGACGACGAAAAACACGUCAAAGUGGACUUCAUAUACGAACCGCCGCAGGAGGGUUCCGCCGACAAGCUGCAGCUGCAGCGCCACACGGCCGAGGAGGCGCAGGUGGACCUGUUGGCGCAGCUGCUGGGCUACCGCAAGGUGGGCUUCAUCUUCUGCCAGAGCGUGCGGGCGCAGCGGGCGGCGGCGGAGGGGGACUACAUCAUCAACAGCGAGGAGCUGCUCAUGAUGGCCGCCAUGCAGGAUGAGAUCGGCGAGCACUGCACCACCGCACUUGUGACGCUGGUGGAGGAGGCGGACACCGGGCCGCAGGUGCACUUCGAGGCGUUCCAAUGCAGCGACCUGGCCGUGCGGCUGGCUCGCGAGGGCUGGGUGGUUCCCCGAGACCCGGUGGACGGCGUGUCGCGCAUGGUGAACCCCAAGGAGCCGGACGUCAAGCAGCCGGUCAUGCUAAACGGCAAGGACGCGGACGAGGUUGACAACGACUUCUUCCUGUGCCCCGUGCGCAUCAUGGACCACGAGGGCCGCCUCACCACCUCCUUCAACGUGGAAAACAGACUCACCCCGCAGGGCAAGACGGAGUUGCGCGAGCACCUGAAGCGCCUGUCCGGCCGCCCCUACGUGGAGCGCCUCUCCGACUUCCACCUGCUGCUGUGGCUGGCCAAGCAGCCCAAUCUGGACCCCCACGACAUGGCGCUGCUGUGCGAGGCUGUGCGGGAGCACCGACCCGUGCUGGAGGGAUACCGGGUCAUCAUUGACUCCAUUGCGGGCAUUGCGGGGUGAUUGCAAGGGAACUUAGGAGGAAAAAUGAGGAAACUGACGAGCUUGGGGGGGUCAAGAUAUAGACCAAACCUUGGGGGGGCCAGGGGUGAAGAAGAAAUUGAGGGGAAGGGGGGGUAGUUUUACUUUGGGUUGCAGUGAGGGGGUGGUGGUGAGGAGAUGUGCAUGCUUGAUUUGUGGUUGCUUCAGAGCUGUAGAUUGUUGCUGGAACGUUGUGUGUGCGUUGGAGUGCCUGUGCGGGUGUUUAAAUGAAGUGAGAGACUACGGUACUAGUGCUGCUUGUGCGGAUGGGAGCUAACUGUGGAGGUGAUGGCUGGCAGGCAGGCCAAGCCAUGACUACCCGUAUGUGCGUUGCGCAGUUGGCACGGGCGCGUCAAGGGGAGGAGGGGGACUGGCUGGCACGCAAGGAGGGUUUGAGGUUUUGCUUAUAUGCACUGAAGACUGCAUUGUGCUUUAAAGAGUUGAGAAGCUGACUAACGCGUCUCGUGGCCCAUGGGGCUCUGUUGUCAGUAGGGCUCUCGGCUGCUAUACGUGUCUGUGUCGUGUGUGUUUCUAAAGAAUGACAAGGUCACUGGCUGCUGAAGAACAUGGACGUAUGAGCCAUCCGUAGACGGCAAGACAUAACUGUCGUUUUGCAGUUGCAGGUGUUUCAAACGGAGAAAACAGCAACUGUGCA
Messenger RNA from Astrephomene gubernaculifera, 2618 nucleotides. Lineage: Eukaryota; Viridiplantae; Chlorophyta; Chlorophyceae; Chlamydomonadales; Astrephomenaceae. The record is from the annotation of a GenBank genome assembly.